Paraglomus brasilianum is the source of this 2505-nucleotide messenger RNA. Lineage: Eukaryota; Fungi; Glomeromycota; Glomeromycetes; Paraglomerales; Paraglomeraceae. The record is from the annotation of a GenBank genome assembly.
AUGACCUCUAAACUCUUUUCCGCUUUAUCUCGCGACAUCGGACAUAUAUUGGAUGAUACCGAAAAGUUCGAUGUAAAGAUAGAAGUGGGAGAAAAAUCAAAUAUAGUAUGUUUCCAGGCGCAUUCACUAAUUUUAAAGUCCCGGUCGGAAUCCCUGAAGAAUGAACUCGCGGAAUGUGAGAAGGUGGACGGGAAAUUUUCUUUGAGAAAGGCAAAGAUGGAGCCAAAGGUUUUCGAAGCUGUCUUGAAAUAUAUCUACAAUGCCACAAUAGAAUUGGAAGACCAAGAAGUACCUCGACUUCUUGAUACCUUGGUUGUUGCAGAUGAGCUUCUCUUACACGAACUUGCUGAUCACAUCGAAGAAUAUUUACUCGCACAUGAAAACGAAUGGCUGCAAAAGAACUUUACAUCUGUCUGGCGUAGAUCCCAAACCACUCAAUUCAAUACAAAACUGAAAUCUUGCUGUCAGCAGGUUAUCUGUGCCAAUCCCAACUGUCUCUUCAAAUCUGAUGAUUUUCUUGAACUUGAUUCGAACUUGUUGGUAUCUAUCCUAAAAUUAGAAAAUCUGAAAAUGGACGAAGUAGAAAUCUGGAGUCAUGUUGUCAGAUGGGGCAUCGCACAGGAUCCAACACUACCAAAGGCAUGCGAAUGUUGGUCUAGGGACGAUUAUUUGAAAUUAGAAAAGAUUCUCCGUCCAAGUGUAGAACACAUACGAUGGUUUCACAUAUCACCUAUAGAUUUUUUUGACAAAGUAUGGCCGUAUAAAGAUACGUUGCCACCCAAGUUAUUAGAUGAUCUUAUUAGAAACCAUUUCAAACCAGGGACGCCAUUGACGAGUAUUGUGUUGCCACCUAGAAUGGUUACAUUUGACUCUACUGUAAUCAAAAUCGAACAUGUUGCAAGAAUUGCCAGUUGGAUAGAUCGAAAAGAAGACGCUGAUUUAUAUACAUAUGAUAAUACACCCUACGAUUUCAAGUUGUUGAUUCGUGGAUCCCGCGACGGUUUUGAUGCGGAUACGUUUCAUACGAAAUGCGAUGAUCAAGGUGCAACAGUGGUAGUUCUCAAGAUUCGUGACUCUGGUGAACUUAUCGGAGGUUAUAAUCCUAUCCGAUGGGUAACUGGCAAUGGCCAUCUUAUUACAGAAGAAAGCUUUAUCUUUUCCUUUGGUCUAACUGGUAAAAUAGAAGCUGGUAAAACUAGCCGUCCACAGAGAACCAGCUGUGCAAUUCCGUUGAACGACAGAAAUCAUGGACCUUGUUUCGGAGAUAAAGAUUUGUGGAUGACUAACAAUUUCAAUGAAGAUAGGAAUUGUUGGUGUCAACAGGAUGAUUACGCUGAUAGUAUUACCAGUACUUAUAAAUUUUGUGUUGAUGAGUAUGAAGUAUUCCAGGUUGUGUCUAAGCAAGUAGUUAAGGGAGCAGAAAGCGUGCCGCAAAAAAGUUUAUUUAAAGAAAAUUCCAGUUUAAGCAAAACGAUCUCAAUGGGAGACACCUCAGAAGAAGAGGAGAACGGAGAUUCAUUUGGAGAAUUACCACCGCGAACUCUUGCAAAUACUCGUGAUCGAAGCGAUUGUUCUCCCAUCCCGUGGGAGGAUUUCUUCCCUAUCUCCCUUGAUGUUGACAUUCCUGAAACAGAGGACGCGUUUCGGACGUACGAGAUUCCAGGGAACAACCCAGAUUCACCCAUCUUUGUAUUUCAUCAUGGAGCCGGGUAUUCCGGACUGUCAUUCGCACUUUGUGCCAAGAGAACACACGAGUUACUGAAAGGAAGUUGUUGUAUGUUCACAUACGAUUGUCGAGGACAUGGUGCAACACGUACCUCUGAUGAGACAACGUGGUCAUUGGAAAGAUUAAGCCAGGAUGUCGUCGAUGUUUUAACGAAUUAUUUUGGUGGAAUGAAUAGUUUAAAGACGAGGGAUAUAUUUCUUAUCGGACACAGUAUGGGCGGAUCAGUUGUAGCGGAAGUAGCAUCAAAACGUUUACUACCAUCUGUCACGUGUAUUGCUUUAUUAGAUGUUGUAGAAGGAUAUGCUGUGGAAGCUCUAGCUGGAAUGCUAUCAUAUCUUAGAACAAGACCCGCGGACUUUGAUUCACUUGAACGGGGCAUAAAGUGGAGCGUCAAGUCUCAUACAAUACGUAACCGCCAAUCAGCCCGUAUAUCAUUCCCAUCAACUUUAAGAGAAGUCGGCCACGAUACGGGCAAGACAAAAUACGUAUUUAGAGCGGAUCUUGCCGCGUCACAGCCAUUUUGGGAGGGUUGGUUUAAUGGAUUAUCUGAAAAGUUCUUAUCAGCAAAAGCAGCCAAACUGCUGGUCCUCGCAGGUACCGAUAGAUUGGAUACACCGCUAACUAUUGCGCAGAUGCAAGGCAAAUACCAGCUACUCGUGAUUCCCGAGGUUGGCCAUCAGUUGCACGAAGACGACCCCGAGAAGACAGCUCAGGCGUUGACAGAUUUUUGGAAACGCAAUGAAAGAUUGAUAUUACCCCCAAGAACACUCACAAUCUAG